Photinus pyralis (common eastern firefly) is the source of this 1684-nucleotide messenger RNA. Its product is annotated as cytochrome P450 9e2-like. Lineage: Eukaryota; Metazoa; Arthropoda; Insecta; Coleoptera; Lampyridae. The coding region runs from base 43 to 1602 and encodes 519 amino acids. Gene Ontology annotation, molecular function: iron ion binding; monooxygenase activity; heme binding. The transcript is spliced from 5 exons. The record is from RefSeq and is a predicted model, not a curated record.
AAUUUUUGGUUUGUGUAUUAACAGUAUACUGUGCAUGAAAACAUGGGUGGCGCAGUUAUAGUGUUGUUUUUUAUUGCGUUCUUCUAUUUGGUUUAUAAAAAUAUUGCUAAAGCGAAUCAGUAUUGGAAGGUCAGAGGUGUACCUUAUGUGAGCCCCAGAUUUUUUUUUGGAAAUUUUGCAAGUAACAUUUUUCAAAAAGCUUCAUUCGGCGAUGUGCUGCGUACAAUUUACCUUGCCUUUCCCACUGAGAGGUUUGUGGGACUUUACCAGUUUACCCAGCCGGUGUUGAUGGUUCGUGAUCCAGAACUUAUCAAGAGAAUUACUGUGAAAGAUUUUGAAUACUUUUCGGAUCACACGCAGUACAUUGCUCCAGACGUAGAUCCCUUAUGGGGAAGAAACUUGUUUUCUUUAUCAGUCAAAGACGGUUGGCACGACAUGAGAACAAUGCUUAGCCCUACUUUUACGAGCAGCAAAAUGCGAAUUAUAUUUUCUCUAAUGCAGGAAUGUGUAAAAGAGUUUGUGAGCUACCUUAACACCAAGGGAGAUACAAUGACGCUCGAAUUAAAGGACACAUUUUCGAGAGUGGCGAACGACAUUAUCGGAACAACGGCUUUCGGUGUCGAAUGUAAUUCACUAAAAAACCGACACAACGAAUUUUACAUGAUGGGAAAGCAGAUUACUAGUUUCUCUGGAAUUAGGGGAUUAAAAUUCUUCGCAUACGCCACUCUUCCAAAAUUAAUGAAGUAUUUAAAUGUGAAAUUGAUUUCAACAACCGCAGCCAAAUUUUUCACUGACGUCAUCACUGAUACGUUACGUUAUCGGGAAAAGAACAACGUUAUUCGACCAGAUAUGCUUUAUCUGCUAACAGAAGUUAGAAAAGAACGUAUGGCACAAGGGGAGAAUUCGGCUAAUGUUAAGCACCACAAAAUUGAGUUGACCGAUGAUCUCAUAACGGCCCAAGCGAUGAUAUUCUUCUUUGCCGGUUUCGAUACGGUUUCUACGGCUUUAAGCCUAAUGUUUUACGAAUUAGCGAUCAACUCUCAAAUUCAAGAUGAACUAUUCGCAGAAAUAAGGCAAACCGUCGGUGAACAAAUUACAUACGAAAAGCUUCUAUCGAUGAAAUUUUUAGAUUGCGUUGUUUCAGAAUCUUUGAGACUACAUCCGCCCGGGAUAUUUAUGGAUCGAAGAUGCGUAAAGCCGUACGUUAUAGAGCCGGAAAAGGCGCGCGAUCCUACGGUGCGUCUCGAAAAGGGCGAUCUCAUUUGGAUACCGAUCCGUGAGCUUCAUAGGGAUCCGAAUAACUAUCCCGAACCGAAGAAAUUUGAUCCGGGUCGCUUUUCGAGUGCGAACAAAGAUCAAAUUAAUCCGUUCACCUUUUUACCUUUCGGAUUGGGGCCGCGAAACUGUAUAGCUUCCAGGUUUGCACUACUCGAGUGUAAAUUGGUGCUUGUGGAGGUGCUAAAGCAGUAUGAGGUUGUUCCGGUGAGCAAAACGGAAAUACCUUUAACUCUCAGCAAGAAGAGUCCUAUUCCUUUACCUGAAAAUGGAGUCUGGGUUGGUUUUAACCGUAGGGUAGAGGACAACCGGUACUCUAACGAGUGAGGAAUGAUGAAAAGACAGUAUUGCCUUAAUUUUCGUAUUAAUUUUUUAUUUAAAUUGAAAAAUACAGUUUUUGUGGCGCUUU